AUGUCCUCACCGAACCCUGCCUACACAAUCACCUUCCUCCCACCCCCAGGCCCCGCCGUCCUAUCCAUCCCCCGGUCCUCCUCCCCCUACCGCCCCGUCUCCCCCACCGACCCAUCCAUCCCGCACGCCUUCCACGACGCCCUCGCCAUCCGCGACGCCGUCUUCACCAUCGAGCAAAACUGCCCCGCCGACGAAGACCUCGACGCCGAUGACCCCGUCUCCUGGCACUGGGUCCUCUACGACGCGGACGCCGUCCCGGCCGCCACCAUCCGUCUCAUCCCGGCCCAAGCGCACGCCGACGACGGGACGGCGGUCGCGGGGCCGAAUUACAAGGACAGUCGGCUGUGGGAUGGCCAGGAGCCGUAUUUGAUGAUCGGCAGGUUGGCGACCCGGAAGGAGUUUCGCGGGAGGGGGUAUGGGAGGGCGGUGGUGGAGGAGGCGUUGCGGUGGGCGGCGGGGCAUGAGGGGGAGGUGGUGAGGGAUUGGCGGGAUGGGGAGGGCAGGAGGGCGGUGUGGAGGGGGUUGUUGUUGGCGCACGCGCAGGCGGACAGGGAGGAGUGGUAUGCGGGUUUGGGGUGGCGGACUGAUGAGGGGAUGGGGAGGUGGGAUGAGUGUGGGAUUCGGCAUGUGGCGAUGUGGAGGAGGGUGGAGGUUAGAGGGUAG
Molecule: messenger RNA, 663 nt
Organism: Letharia columbiana
Lineage: Eukaryota; Fungi; Ascomycota; Lecanoromycetes; Lecanorales; Parmeliaceae
Exons: 1
Coding region: 1-663 (220 amino acids)
Molecular function (GO): acyltransferase activity, transferring groups other than amino-acyl groups
Source: RefSeq, a predicted model, not a curated record